AUGGCCGAGUUGCUAUCGACAGCCACCAUCACAACGACAGGCCUUCUUUGUAAAGCAUUUCUCAACUCAGGACUUUGCUCCAUCACAGUUAGCAAUCUUCAUAUACUUUUGGAUGCUCUACGGAACGAUGAGAGACGGCGACAUGGACAGGGCGUGGUGACAGUUGCGAAUCAUAUUUCCACACUGGAUGAUCCACUCGUGUGGGGAACGCUCCCGGUGAAACUCUACUUGAACUCCAACACAACGCGGUGGUCGCUUGGUGCAUCAGAUAUAAUGUUUACUAACCCUCUGUUCUCCGCUUUCUUCCGUAAGGGUCAGGUGUUAGAAACAUUUCGCGGAAAUGGAAUCUUCCAACCUUCCGUAGAUAUUGCCAUCAAGCAACUGAAUGAAGGGCAUUGGGUGCAUCUUUUUGGAGAGGGAAAAGUCAACCAACCACCCGACUAUCCGAGGACAAACGGAGUCGCUCGCUUGCCCCGAUUCAAAUGGGGAGUUGGACGAAUCCUGAUGGAAACUGCAGCUCCCCCUCUUGUCAUACCGAUGUGGCUCACUGGUUUUGACAAAUUGAUGCCAGAACACCGCUUGUUUCCGUACAAGUACUUCCCGAGAUUAGGUAUCAGACUUGGUGUGGUAUUUGGCGACCCAAUACCGGUCAAGGAAAUAACGGCUGCAUUGACUAUGCAAGCUGAAGAGCGGUUUGCGCCAGGAUGUGAACCGAAACGACAGAUGGACGUGGUGCGGAGCAAUGUGACUGCGAUCGUCCAACGAGCGGUGGAAGCUUUGGGUCGACAAGUUUCCGGUAACCUUCUCAACAAAUCUGGUUGA
Molecule: messenger RNA, 822 nt
Organism: Suillus subaureus
Lineage: Eukaryota; Fungi; Basidiomycota; Agaricomycetes; Boletales; Suillaceae
Product: acyltransferase-domain-containing protein
Exons: 8
Coding region: 1-822 (273 amino acids)
Biological process (GO): cardiolipin acyl-chain remodeling; inner mitochondrial membrane organization
Cellular component (GO): mitochondrial membrane
Molecular function (GO): 1-acylglycerophosphocholine O-acyltransferase activity
Source: RefSeq, a predicted model, not a curated record